AUGAGCAAUGAUGAAAUAAACAUUGAGGUGGAAGGAUUUGAUGGCAGUGUUGGUGGAUCUUCAGAACAAAUUGAAAAAAGAAAAGAAAUAAUUGAUGAAAGUGAUGAGGAUGAAGUUGAUGAUCCAUUAAAACCUGAAAUGAACGAAGAUUCCCUUAUAACCCUAGAAAAUAUUUAUGAGGACAGGAUGGUUUUUGAUCCUUAUGAUAACAUCCAUGAAAACGGAAAGCUUAAUUUUGCAACCAAAAACAACAAGAAUUACCUUAAAAUUUUCUCAAUAACAUGGAAUAUGAUGGGUCUAUCUUCUCCAAAUGAGGAAUAUUUACUUUCAUUCAUUCCAACAAAUAAUUAUCAUAUCUAUUGUUUUGCAACUCAAGAGUGUGAGAGAUCUAUUGGAACUUCCGUAAUCAUUGAAUCAAAAGCAAAAUGGGAAAAGACACUUAACUCAAUUAUGGGAGAUUCAUAUAUUCAACUUGAAAGUUGUACAUUAGUAGCAAUACACUUGAUAAUAUUUGUACGAAAGGAACUAUUAACACAAAUAAGCAAUGUAAGAACUUGUAGUGUUCCUACUGGUUUAUAUAACCAAAUUGGAAACAAGGGUGGGGUUUCGAUUUCUUUCAAAUUAGGAAAGCGAAAAUUUGUUUUUAUUAAUAAUCAUCUCCCAGCUCACCAAGAAAAUGUAAAAGAAAGAAAUGAAAGUGUAAAGAGAAUUAUUGAUUCUAUCGACUAUGAAGGGAAAAUUCAGCAACAACCCUCAAAAACAAAAGUGAAUCCAGCGGUUUCACAAUCCAAUUUUACUCUAUUUAAACGAGCAGAUAGACCAGACAUUCUCAAAAAGAACAACUUUGUGUUUUAUAUGGGUGAUUUAAAUUAUAGAAUUAAUGGAAAUAGAAAAGUUGUAGAUAAGGUCUUGAAAAUGAAUGAUCUUAAAGUUCUUCAGCUAAAUGAUCAAUUAAUUCUUGAACGAAAAAAAGGAACAGUUGACCUAAAGCAUUUUUCUGAAGGAGAAAUAAUCUUCCCACCAACUUACAAAUUUGAGAAAAAUUCAAACCAAUACGACCUCAGUAAGAAGCAGAGAAUACCUGCUUGGACUGAUAGAAUUCUCUUUAAACCUUCUAAAAAGGGUAAAAUCCACCUUGUUGACUAUAAUUUUUUCCCACAAGUCAAAUAUUCUGAUCACAGGCCGGUCUAUGCUUUAUUUCUGGUUGAUUGUCCAGGUGUAAUCCUUGAAACCACAAGCCAAGAACCAAAUGCUUCAACUUCUCAAGUUUGUUUGGUGCAAUAA
This is a messenger RNA of Naegleria gruberi, 1284 nucleotides long. RefSeq lists its product as uncharacterized. NCBI's taxonomy places the organism in Eukaryota, Heterolobosea, Eutetramitea, Acrasida, Naegleriidae. Bases 1 to 1284 code for a protein of 427 amino acids. The transcript has a single exon. Gene Ontology annotation, molecular function: phosphatase activity. Gene Ontology annotation, biological process: phosphatidylinositol dephosphorylation. The record is from RefSeq and is a predicted model, not a curated record.